GCCCUAUUAUCUGCGGCAUUCGCGGUGCCAGAACUCAUAGACAGCACCACGGUCUACAUACAGCCCAUUGAUGGGUCCUCAUCUCCAGCCAGCCCGCUCGCCGAAAUCAAAUACAACCCUUCCACGCUGGACGCCGAGCUCGUAUCGUUCGAAGCCCCCGAGAUAUCUCCCGAAGCCAAGCAUGUGCGGAUAGGCCUCUACGAUGCCGCGACCUCUACGUGGAAGUCCUCGACUUCCAUGACAUCGGCGGAUAGCUUCUCGAAAGGAUUCCGGCCAACGCUAGUACUCUCACUCGAUGCGCAAGGGGGAGUCUUGGGAGUUACAUGCAAGAGUGGGAAGAUUGACGCUGGGCAGACGAGGGAUUUUGGACCGAAAGUCAAGGUGGUUAAGACUGUGAAGGGGAAACAGCCGGACUUGAAUAGACCUGUGGUCUUGUCCCCCGAGGGGACUGUGGAGGAGGCCGUCCCAGAGAAGACGUUUCUACAGAAGUAUUGGUGGGCAAUACUCGGCGCGGUGAUGUUGCUCAUGACAUCCGGAGGUGGU
Amorphotheca resinae ATCC 22711 is the source of this 543-nucleotide messenger RNA. RefSeq lists its product as hypothetical. The record is from RefSeq and is a predicted model, not a curated record. The transcript is spliced from 2 exons. Lineage: Eukaryota; Fungi; Ascomycota; Leotiomycetes; Helotiales; Amorphothecaceae. The annotation marks the transcript as partial.